AUGGCGCAACAAUCGCUGAUCUACAGUUUCGUUGCUCGCGGCACGGUGAUCCUCGUCGAGUUCACUGAUUUCAAAGGCAAUUUCACCUCAAUCGCUGCUCAGUGCCUCCAGAAGCUUCCGUCUUCCAACAACAAGUUCACCUACAACUGCGACGGCCACACCUUCAACUACCUUGUCGAAGAUGGAUUCACCUAUUGUGUUGUUGCGGUUGAUUCUGCUGGGAGGCAGAUUCCGAUGGCCUUUCUGGAAAGAGUAAAAGAAGAUUUUAACAAGAGAUAUGGUGGUGGAAAGGCUGCAACUGCUCAAGCAAACAGCUUGAAUAAAGAGUUUGGCUCUAAGCUGAAAGAGCAUAUGCAGUAUUGCAUGGAUCAUCCCGAUGAGAUUAGCAAGCUUGCUAAGGUGAAGGCACAAGUGUCAGAAGUUAAGGGUGUAAUGAUGGAAAACAUCGAGAAGGUUCUUGACCGUGGCGAGAAAAUUGAGCUUUUGGUGGACAAAACUGAAAAUCUUCGCUCACAGGCACAAGAUUUCAGAACAACGGGAACGCAGAUGAGAAGAAAGAUGUGGCUUCAGAACAUGAAGAUAAAACUCAUUGUUCUUGCCAUUAUCGUCGCGCUGAUUCUCAUCAUCGUGCUCUCAGUUUGCCAUGGCUUUAAGUGUUAAGCCCAGAAUAUGCAAAACCUCUGAGAUGUUUCUCACUCGGUACAUCGUACUGCUUUCUCUUUUAUUGUUCGAUCCUCAUUCUAAUGUUUCUGCUUGAAUUGGUUUUGUAUAGAUAGACAUAUAUGUAUGCUACUCAUUUGCUAUAUUGCUUGCAUCUGAUGACGUUGAUCCCUUGCGAACCAGUCAGUAUUUUGACAAGAGAUCCAAAAGUAUUAAAUGAUUUUGUUGACUGAA
Molecule: messenger RNA, 894 nt
Organism: Capsella rubella
Lineage: Eukaryota; Viridiplantae; Streptophyta; Magnoliopsida; Brassicales; Brassicaceae
Product: vesicle-associated membrane protein 721
Exons: 5
Coding region: 1-660 (219 amino acids)
Biological process (GO): vesicle-mediated transport
Cellular component (GO): membrane
Source: RefSeq, a predicted model, not a curated record